Molecule: messenger RNA, 3675 nt
Organism: Corythoichthys intestinalis (scribbled pipefish)
Lineage: Eukaryota; Metazoa; Chordata; Actinopteri; Syngnathiformes; Syngnathidae
Gene: hsf4
Product: heat shock transcription factor 4
Exons: 13
Coding region: 342-1667 (441 amino acids)
Biological process (GO): regulation of DNA-templated transcription
Molecular function (GO): sequence-specific DNA binding; DNA-binding transcription factor activity
Source: RefSeq, a predicted model, not a curated record
GCAGAGAGAACAGAGAGGGGGCAGAAAAAUUAUGGGAAUAACUGAAAACACCUACUGAGAGAUUCAUAUAGUUAUUUUGAGGAUAUUCGAAAACCCAGUCAAGGCAAGGUAAAUACAAAGCUGGACUUAACAAAUUAAGCUUUGCUUGGAAGGCAUGGAAUUACAUAGACUCAAGCAAAUUUGGGAAUAUCAGUAACGGAUUUCCACAAGUGGAUUUCUCCAACAUGGACUAGUGUCAGGAAUUGGCACACAUACAUAUUGUAUACAGGUGUUCCUCAUUCUCAAGCAAAAACAUCUGUUUUUUUUUGUUCUGACCAUCUGUGGCAGUGGGCUCAGUCAGCAUGCAGGAAUCUCCAGGGGCUAUGGGUGUAGAUGGCAGUUACACCAGCAAUGUUCCAGCUUUUCUCACCAAACUGUGGACUCUUGUGGAGGAUCCAGACACCAACCACCUUAUCUGUUGGAGUGCUACUGGAACCAGUUUCCAUGUGUUUGACCAGGGUCGAUUUGCCAAGGAAGUUUUACCGAAGUACUUCAAACACAAUAAUAUGGCAAGCUUUGUCCGGCAGCUCAACAUGUAUGGCUUUCGUAAAGUUGUAAAUAUUGAGCAAAGUGGUCUGGUCAAGCCCGAGAGAGAUGAUACAGAGUUCCAACAUUUGUACUUCCUCCAAGGGCAUGAACAUAUGCUGGAACACAUCAAGAGGAAGGUAUCAAUAGUGAAGAGCGAAGAGACCAAAGUUCGUCAAGAGGACCUCAGUAAACUACUGUAUGAAGUUCAGUUACUAAGAACACAACAGGACAACAUGGAGUGUCAGAUGCAGGACAUGAAGCAGCAGAAUGAGGUUCUGUGGAGGGAAGUGGUCUCACUCAGACAAAAUCACUCGCAGCAACAGAAGGUCAUGAACAAGCUAAUUCAGUUUCUGUUCAGCCAGAUGCAGUCCAAAACACCCGGCACUGUAAGCUUGAAGAGAAAGCUGCCAUUAAUGUUGGAUGAUGGAUCUGUUAGCCCACCUGCCACCAAGUUCAGCCAUAAUAACCCGAUGGAACCAAUGCAGGAACCGUUCUACAUCCAAUCGCCAUCUAGUGAUGUUGCUUCGUGUUCUACAACUGGGCUAACAAGUGGACCGAUCAUAUCAGAUGUAACAGACAUGUCCCAAGCCAACAUGUCUCUACAGAUGCAGUCUGAUGAGACCAGAGAAAAGUGCCUGAUGCUAAUCAAAGAAGAGCCUGUGAGCCCAGGAGUGAGAGGAGUGAAAGGAGGCAGUGUUGGUGGAGUAGACACACUAGCAUUGACCUCCUCCUGUGAGGUCUGCCCCUCAGAACCUCCCGUCCUUCCUGUUGCAAUGGUGCAGUCUGUCUUGGAGGGAAGAGUUCCAACUUCAUCUAUGACAGAGAGGAAGACUAAGAGAGCUGCUAUAGAAAGAGUGGAUUGUGCUACUGAUGCAGUGGAAAAUAUGGACAUGAGCCUGGAGGAGUUGCAGCAGCUCAUACUCAGGAGCCAUCCGCAGAGUAAUAUGGAUCCAGGGACCAGUUCUGUUAUUGAUCCCUUCAGUGUUAACCUUCCUCUGCCUGAAUGGAGCUUUAAUGAGAUGGAGUCCAACCUUAAAUCAUAUGUGUUCCAAAACCAUGAACCUGAGGCUUUUCCAGCAUCUGCUUGUGAAAAACAGUGAUGUCUGUGCAGUGAGUUAUCCUUUUUCAAAUGGAAGGCCGCAGAUACAUCUUACCCUGCAUGAAUUUGAUCCUUCCGGCCGCCCAGGGUAUUUAUUUGAUUAGCAUUCUUUGCAUAAUAUACAACGAAAUGAAGACUUUUUCAUAUUUGUACCAGUUAUGUCAUUUUUUUCUUCAAUGGGAUUGAUUUUAGCAAAUCAAGAUUCUUUUAUCAGCUAGGUGCACACAGUGCAUGCUAGACUCAAGCACUUUAGUCUUUCUGUGAGAGGGAAUUCCUACUUAUGGAAGUGACUUAUUCCUUCUAGAAUCAACUUAUUACAACUGUACACAAGAAAGCAUUUGUACUAAAUACAAAUCAGUGUGAUUAUCUGAGUGAGUAAACAGGAUGUGACAGCGUCAAUUUUUUUUUUUUUCUGUAUUAGUAUUAUAUUUUAAUUUGGUCUGAAAAAAAAAUUCAAAAAUAACUUGUGUGUUAAACUUAAUAAAAGGCAAUUUGUCAUUACUAAAUAGGGAUAUUUUAUAAUGAAAGUAUGGAAUAAAGCCACUCAAAAAUCAAUUUUUAAACAAUUUUAAGUUGUUUUACAGCAUAGGAGGUUUAAUAAACAUCCAAUCGAUGUAUUGUACAAGUAUAGGUCUGACACAUAGCUAGGGUUAGUUUGUCUCUUUACAUGUGUGGUUUCAAUGACUAAGAUUACUUUUCAAUUUGACUGAACCAACAAAACUACUGCAUUUUUGCACAAUCUACAAACAGUUAUGGUCAAGUAUUUGUUGAUUCUUAAUUAAGGGCAUUCUCCACUUGCUUGUUUACUGUAGAUUUGGACCACCUUAAGAAUAUGCAUCCAUAUGAGACAUUUAAACAUUGCCUUUCCUAGCUUCCAAAUUUCCUCCUGUAUUUUCGUCUGGGUUUAGUGAUAUUCAGCAUUUCAUGACUUAUACAACUAUAUAUGAAAUAGUUAGGGUAUUAUUUGCAAUGAAAAGAAAUCCUAAAUUAUACUCUUCUGUAAAACCAUUCAGUUUAAAAUACCAACAAUGCAUAAUAUAUUGUAUACUUUUACUUACAGUGGUAGUAUACAUAAUUUAUAUGAAUUGUGCAAUACUGUACAGAAUGCAAUAUGUGGAUGACCAUAGGAAUGUAGGAAGAGCAACUGUUAGCGGUGGAGUGGAGCACACCAAAGUAAGAUGCACAGCAGAAGGAGAAUCUGCUUGUCAAAAAACACUCUGGUGUGAAUGAGAAUUAGGGGCUCCCUAAAUUUGGCUAAAAUUCUCCUGAUUAAACUCUUACACUGAUGAUAUUAUGAUGCCUUACAAUAGAUCAUUUGUCUGUUUUGAUUUGAACCUAUUGGAAGUAAAAUGAAGUGGUCUGUUUUUUGAAAAACCGAAAACAAGUUUAUGGCUUCUCCUUUGAGAAGACAAUAGUUAUAUCUGAGGUAGACCCUCCCUCCCUGUGCAAUUUAUCUUUGGUGUAUGACAUGUUGAAUUGCACUAAAAAAAAAAAGUUAUUUGAAAGUGUACGGUAUAUUUAAGACAGCAUUUAUUUUCUUGUUUUUCACAACAAUUGAAUUUUUUAAGGGGUGGCUCGAUACGCAUUAAGCUGCUGUUCUUUAUUUAUCCUGUUUUCAUUUUUAAUUAUUUGCACUGGAAAUGAAUGCAUGUGGGUUAAGUUGGAUGCUGCUAGUAUGAGUAUGAGUAUUUGUAGCAAACAAAGUCAAAAUAUGGCUGCUGUAAAUGACUGCUGGUAUCCCCAAAAAGCAUUGUUACACUAUGAAAAAGAAAACACAAUUGAAAUUAUGAUAUCUCAACAUUGGCCUUAGAAGCAUUUUUAACUACUCCCCAAAAUAUAUUAUGGCCACCAUUAAACACAAAUUAGUGCUUCAAUGCUUUUCAAAGGGGCCAUCAUCAGCUGCAAAUGAAUGUGUUAAAUGACUUUCAUGAAAAGACUAAAGUGCAAUGUUACACAGGGUUGGGCUGAAUAUGUAUUUCACAUGUAAAAAUCCGAUCAAAAUAUUAAUA